Molecule: messenger RNA, 738 nt
Organism: Penicillium soppii
Lineage: Eukaryota; Fungi; Ascomycota; Eurotiomycetes; Eurotiales; Aspergillaceae
Exons: 2
Coding region: 1-738 (245 amino acids)
Source: RefSeq, a predicted model, not a curated record
AUGGCUCCGAUGCGUUCUCGACGAAAAGCCCCCAGACGCUCGUAUAAAUCCAAAUACGUGGCAAAACGCGUUUUCGAAAGUCCAGAGCUAGUUGCUGAGAUUGCCAACUGGUUGGUGAAAGACUUGGCGAGUCGCUCCAAUGAUGGACUAUAUCAGAGUCACCAUGCUGAGCCUAUGUGGCCAUAUUUGAAAAUUAAUGAAGUAUGGCGCACGGGGGGGAACAGGCUGUCCUGGAAGAGUCCUAUUUGUUUCAGACUGAACGAGAUCUUCGAGAACGUCUCUCUAACUCGUCGACAACAGUAUGCUGACCAUGUGCAAAAUGCAUUACUGGUUACUGUCAGUGACAACAAAAUCAGGGCUUCUGAUUCUGCGCUUCGGGGUGUUAAUUUUCCCAAGUUAAGGCGGUUGAGUUUACACAUUGCUGCUACAAAUGAACACUUUAGCACGAUAUAUGACACGUUUAUCGAUGGAAUCCAUAUUCCAUGCAUCCAAGGAGAGUCUGUGACCAUACUUUCUAUCAACAACUGCUGUAACCGUUGCCAAUUUGGGAAAUCGACCUUCCAUCGUGGGAAACGAUAUCUUUAUGGCUUACCAGAUGAAUGGGAAAGACUAUUCAAACGAAUAUCGGUAACUCAAUCAUAUGAAUAUAUGAUCGCUAAAUUGAUACAAACCAUAUAUGCAUACCACCAAAGAUUCUUGAGCGUUUCAAAUGUCGACACCCGGCUCUUCAGAUUUUAG